Messenger RNA from Didymodactylos carnosus, 1010 nucleotides. Lineage: Eukaryota; Metazoa; Rotifera; Eurotatoria; Philodinida; Philodinidae. The record is from the annotation of a GenBank genome assembly.
AGGCCUAGCGGCAGCAUUCAUGGUGGUAUUCGGAAUCAGCAUCGUCGACUACCUAUAGUCCAGUCGGUUUCGUUGAAAAAGCGAUUUAUCAGUUGGGGAUCAUUCCUCGUAAGUUUAAACGAAGCAGGGUGUAGACCUGAUUCUUUUUUCCGUAAGUAGGGAUGUGUAUUUUCGGUAAAGAAUAGUUUUUUACCAAAAAUACACAUCCUUGAUUUAGAACUGGAAUUUAAUUUUGAAAAAAUGAUCGAAAAAGCCAUUUAUACAAAAUUUCCAUAUUUUAGGCCCUUUAAAAAGCUUUUAGUUUUGGGCUGAUGUUAAAGAUCAAAGUCUUUUACUGAUCUCCUGACAAUUUUAGGUUUCAACCUAUAUCUGAUUGUUAUGAGAACGUGUCUGUGUAAAAAGAGAGCGAAAAAUCGAGCUUUAUUUUUGAGGCUAUUAAACACGUUGCGAAAAUUCCAUCUUUAAUCUUACGUUAAAUCUCAUCUUUUUAUUAUUUUCUAUCAUACGAACUACUUUCUGCCUCGCGAAAAAAGAAUCAUAUCAUAUCUCUAUCUCAUCAAAAAAGAAUCAUAUGUUUCGUAUAAAUAUAGUAGCGGUUUCGGCCAUAAUUUUUGCAUCAAGGGUUAUACUUUUCACCAGAAACAAUCACAGUAAUAUGCUGCUGUAGUUAAAAUAUAGAUUAAUUUGCUUCUUACUUUCAAACAGGUAUUGCACAAACCAUUCGUGACGACGAAGAGCAAAAAAAACACCGUUUCAGUAAAAAGUAUUUAUUCGUUGUACAAUUACUAUUUGAUAUUCUCAAACAAAAAACUCGAUAUAUUCAGCAAAUAGCUAACAAUGACAGUAACGAGGGAGCGACUGAAAAGUUCGAUAUUAUUAUUAAAAAAUUUCAGGAAAUUGAUCAAGUUUGUGAAGGAGAAAUCCAUCAAGUUCAUUAUCAAUCAUCAUUGAAAAUCAUUACUCAUCUUGCUGAUCAAUUACAAACAAUUCAGCGUGAUACACGCGAAUGA